CUCGGUCUCCCCCCCCCCCCCCUCCUUCCUCCGCUUCCCGCUCCCUCCCCCGCCCGCCCUGCGCAGCCAGCGGGGACUGCUGCCCGGAGCUCCCCCGGAGCCUCAGGUGGCGAAUACUUACUUGGUGGGAAAUAGAAGAGUGUUUGUGAGCAGAAAGUAUGCCUCCCAAGUUCAAGCGCCACCUAAAUGAUGAUGAUGUCACUGGGUCUGUGAAAAGUGAAAGGAGAAAUCUUUUGGAAGAUGAUUCGGAUGAAGAAGAGGACUUUUUUCUACGGGGACCAUCUGGACCAAGAUUUGGACCUAGAAAUGAUAAGAUUAAGCAUGUUCAGAAUCAGGUGGAUGAAGUUAUUGAUGUGAUGCAAGAAAACAUCACAAAGGUCAUUGAAAGAGGAGAGAGACUGGAUGAGCUACAGGACAAAUCAGAAAGCUUAUCGGAUAAUGCAACUGCUUUCAGCAACAGAUCCAAACAACUCCGAAGGCAAAUGUGGUGGCGGGGAUGCAAAAUAAAAGCCAUCAUGGCUUUGGCUGCAGCUAUCCUUUUGCUAAUGAUUAUCAUUCUUAUAGUUGUGAAAAACCGUACUUGAUUUGAUGACAGAGAUCCUCAUUAAACAAGAUCUGGGACAGUAAUAAUUAAAGAUUGCUGCAUAAUUUAAAUGAAACCUAUGUAUAUAACUUUCAAAUUUUCUUUUUCAAGAAACUAAAAGGCAAGUACCACUUCAAAUUGGAGCAUUGAGAAUAUCCAAUAAUCUUCUUCCCAACUAGCAAAAUGUGUUUUGAAUAAUUAUAUUUAAGGCAAAGAUAACUCUAUUUUGCUUUAUUCCAAGGAUCUAAUUUGAAACUAGAUACUUGCCAGUUUGUUAUAUGUAUAUAUAGUUAAACACUGAUGACAAUAUCCCAUACUUGUGUCGUAGUGGCAUUAAAAACAUUUAUUAUCAUAUUAAAAUGAGGGUCAAGCUGGUGGUCAGGAAGCCUGUGUGGAGUCCUGACUCAGAUGCUGAAAGAGAUUCAUAACCAUCCCAUCAGUAUGUGAAAGAAUGUCAUUCUUUUCAUAUUGCAGUUGCUUUGCAGACCAUUUCCACAUUUAUGGAUUGACAAAAGCUAUGUGUUGUAAAUGUUUCUGCCUUCAGCUCUACCUGAACAUAUUCCAGUAAACUUAUUCUGACUGUAUAAGGGAAUGCGUGGUAACUUUUUGGUAUUUGCAUUUUCAAAAUGGGAAAUUUAAACAGUGUGAAAGCAUAAUAUGGUACCAUAAAAUUGGAGAUAAUAAAAGUAUUGGAGAAUGUCACUGGAGUGUUUGAAAAUGAGCAAUAUGUAGUGCCCAGUCUUGGUCCAGUCGAUUGUCAGUUAAACUACAAUAAGAAGGGACCAAUUCUGAUGUAAGUGCAAUCUGCAGGUAAUUUUUUCCUUGAUUUCCUUGAUUAUUUGUUGAUAGUUUUCCCUCUUUAAUUUUAACUAACCCUGUGCCAGAAGAGCUGAAGUUAGUAUAGUCUUCUGCUUUGAAUGUCAUGUUUCUCUGACACUCUCAGUGUGUCCUCUGACACUUUUUGGGACAUAGAUGGUGCACAGUCCAAACAGCCAGUGGCAGUGAGUGGCAGACUGUCAGGAGCAAAGGUCAUCUGUACAUAAUCAGUCAGUAGCAGAUGCUUAGGGGUAUAACAAGAUGUGUUCAUUGUAAAGAGUGCCAACCCCUGAGUAUUGUUUAAACAAGUCAACGUGAAAAUGCAUCCUGAUGUGUAAGACGAAAAGGCAUGAUAAUCAAAUUGGGAACUUCUCACAUGAACAUCUUAAUCUAGAAAUACAGUUCACAGGGAUUGUCAGUAUUGAAGGGGAGAUGGUGGUCCUGUAUAACAUAUGUUACUUCUGUGAUCAUUUUAAUUCAAAAUGUAUAAAACAAUUUGUAUUUUUCUUUGUUUAAUUCUACAGUGAUUAAUGCUAACAGACAAGAAUGUUUAGAAUGGAAAGAAAUUUGAAAGGUGGCAGCCAGAUUAAGUGAUGCCUAGACCCUUGCAGCGUCUAGAUAUAACUGCUGACUUUACAGUUUCUUGAUUAUUAUGGAAAGUUGACUCUGGUCUCUUCACUCUGUUUGUCAGUUCAUGUGCACAGCAUCUGAACUGGUGAUAAAUCCUCUUGAAAAUGAUGGGCCAAGGAGUGUUCUCAAUCCCAGCAGCUGGUAGUUCAGGGACGGAGAUGUUGUUCUUGAAUCAGCAGAGCUGGUCCCAGUGUGUUCUUGUCUUGUGUUUGAAUCAUAAGUCAUUAGCUUGCCAUUGAUUAGUGUAGAUGUCUAUUGUCACUCAGUGUCUGUUAGUAAAGAUGGAGUUUUUUCUAAGAAGACUCCAUAUUUCCAGUGCUUAUUUUAAUAAAGCAUGCCACUUUUAAGGAAACAAUUAUUGAAAAAUAGAAUGAUAAAAUUAUUUUCUAGACAUUAAGUAUAAAAAAAGUUUAGAUUACAUAACUUUAUAUAUGUAGUUGUUUGUAUUUAAAUUUAUUGCUACUGAGGAAACCAUGUUGGCUUGUGACUGAGAAUUUUUUUUACAGCAGUGAUGACUUCACUCAGUUUAUUUAUUGUUUUAUCUUUUUUGAUCUUACAUAAUCCUGAGACCUUAAAGUGACUGGCAUGUUUAUGACAUUAUGUGAAAUACUGGAAAUAUGGGCAUUCCCACAAUAAGAAGCUGAGGAGAGCCAGGUGUGAUGACUCACACCCAUAAUCUCUGCUCUCUGAACACUGAAGUAGGAGGGUUGCCAUGAUUUCGAAGCCAUCCUGGGCUUCGUGGUGUGUUCUGGACCAGCCUGGGCUAUAGAGUAAGAACCUGUCUCAAAAAAACUAGAAGCAAAAAACCAGAAGAGAAGUGGUUGUUCAGAUUGAUGCCGGGCCUGCCUUCACUCCCUCCUUAAUCAUUCUUUUUCUCAUUCAGCUCAGAUCAUCCUGCACUUGAAAAAAUGAAGUUUUACCACCAUCAAAACUAUCAUAAUUUAACAACAGUGAAGAUCAACAGAACCAUUCAAGUAGCUUUGCUAAUGUUAGUUGGUGCCCAGUGAAAUCAGGUCACUACUUCCAUGCCUGCAGCGUGCCCUUGUGAUUUGGCUAACAGAAGCCUCUUCCCUUGUAGCAGUUUGUGAUGAACGGGUUCUUUCUCCUCGUCAUAACUCAGUGAUGCCUGUGGUCUUUGUUUGCUUUGUCCUAACAAAAACCAUUGGGAACUGUCCCAAAAUUUUAUAAGCUGAGAAAUUUACUGAUUAAAAGAAGGUCCAGUAUUGAUGGUGGAACAUGGUUUAAAAUGGAGAAAGAGUAAUGCACAUCAGGUACAGAGGUCCCUGUGACUGUCAUUACAGUUCAUUCCUGGGCUCUGUGUUAGAAAGUAAUGUUGGCAUUUUGAUAACAGAAUUGACACCUUUCUGUUUUGUGUAGCAUGUGAGUACCCUGUAAAUACACACACACACACACACACACACACACACACACACACACACACACACACAGGCUGAGGAUCAGACAUGGAAAGAGCUUGAAAUUGCUUCUUGCUGCUUCCACAUGUUCUGUGUCCUGUCAGCACUGCAGCCCAAACAGACCUGUAGUCAUAUCUUGUAUAUACUUUAUAGCUAGAAAAUAUGCAAGAAAUCUUUUCAGUGUUGAACACAAAUGUCAUUAGUUGUAUUGAGUCAGAGUGUUGCUAGGUUAAGGACUGUACUACCAAUCAAAUUUUGUGUUUUCACAUGGAAAUGUUACUGGAAUCAUUUUUACUUUUCUGUGAGUGGUAGUGAGAACAUGAGUCAAUUUAAACACAUGUUUUGGGAAGGCAGUUGCCAUUAAACACUGUAAAGUGGGUCAGAAGGAGCAGAAAGGGGCCAUCUUAGUCCAUACAAAUGUCACCUUCCCUUAGACUGGCCGUCUGAGCCUAUUUUGUGUGUCUUGUUUUUGAGACUGUGACCCAGGCUAGCCUCAAACUCACAGAGCCACUGGCCUCUCCCUCCCGAGGGAUGGCAUUAAAGGUGUGCGCCACCAUGCUCUACAGUGCUGUGGACAUCACCUGUAUGCUGUGAAAGCGGCUCCGGGACUGGCGGGUGAGAAAGAUUUGUCCUGACCAUGGGCCAGGCGGGACCAGGAAAACUUUCAGCUACACUGCAGCCUUUUCCCUUUUGUUCAAAGAAAGAAUUCCUGGGCUCAAGUGAUCUUUCCAACUUAGCCUCAGAAGUAGCUGAGACUCCCCACAGGCACCACCACAAGUUGAUGGGCCUUCUCUUUAAACCUGAUGUUAGUCUUACUCGGCUCCUUAUUUUCAUAUGUCAAGUAGGAUAAAGGGUGGAGCACACUUGUAUGCUGGCUCUUAUUUUACAAAGCUACUUGUUUAGAACAAGUGAGUAAGGAUGAAAACAUUACUGAUCCAGUUGGGGUCAGGGUAAGCUUGUAAACAAGGACCAUGCCUUAGCAGAUGCUAGACAAAGGUGUUGGGGAGAGGGCUGUGCUCCAGAAGUCACUGUGCUAGUGUGAGAGCUGGUGUGAUUUCCAGUGUGUACUGAGAGGUGACGUGAGUGAUCUAGGUGAUUACCUGGAGAUAAAAAUGUUCUUGUUACAAUUGAUAUAGAAAAAUUCUGGUUUUACAGUGUUGCAUUGGGGUUCUUUUCACUUGAAAAGAUUAUGAAAUAAACUCAUUAUUUUACAGCUGUAAAUUGUAUAUGUCUAAGGAUCUAGUAAAAUGUUAGAGAUAAGAAAAUUCAAGCAUUGUUUUUAUGUCUUAGUUGUAUGUUAUUAUUUUACAUCCCUUAAUCCCUAAUUUAACCACUUCGGCAAGUGCCUUUGACAUUUAAGGGGUAUGAUGGGAAAUGAGCAUAUGUAAAUGCCAUGCCCCUUUUCCUGGCUUCUCAAUUCCUCAGAACCACGUAUGUUUUAGAGUGCUACAGAGUUCAGUCCUUUGUGUUCAUAUGGAAUGUAUUUGUAGCUGCUCCACAGUAAACAGCAAAAUAAACCAUUUUGUAGAAAAUGAAAAGUAA
This is a messenger RNA of Peromyscus leucopus (white-footed mouse), 4986 nucleotides long. It is a transcript of the gene Vamp4, whose product is annotated as vesicle associated membrane protein 4. The record is from RefSeq and is a predicted model, not a curated record. Lineage: Eukaryota; Metazoa; Chordata; Mammalia; Rodentia; Cricetidae. Gene Ontology annotation, cellular component: membrane. The coding region runs from base 159 to 584 and encodes 141 amino acids. The transcript is spliced from 8 exons. Gene Ontology annotation, biological process: Golgi ribbon formation; vesicle-mediated transport.